AAAGGGCAAAGCCUUCUGAAAUAGAAACAAAGUUGGUCACAAAUCACAUUGCCCGCCCGACUUUUUUUUUUUUUUUUUUUCUCCACUUUUCUUUAACAUGCUACCAUGGAGAACGUGACUACUGUCAGUGGGGCAAGUCGGAGUGGACUGGUGCCGAGGGGACCAUGGCCCUGGUACCUGUUGAAAACACCGAGGGCCCCAGUUUGCUGAACCAGAAUGGCAGAGCCACGGAGACUGAUGGCAGCAGCGGGGCCGGCAGCGGCGGGCAUCCUCCCCCGGCUGCGGCGAGAGGCUGUGGCAUAUUUACUUUCCUGUCAUCUGUCACUGCUGCUGUCAGUGGCCUCCUGGUGGGUUAUGAACUUGGACUCAUAUCUGGGGCUCUCCUUCAGAUAAGAACCGAAUUGGCCCUAACCUGCCAUGAGCAGGAAAUGGUUGUGAGCUCCCUCCUCAUCGGGGCCUUCCUGGCCUCUCUCACUGGAGGGGUCCUGAUAGACAGGUAUGGAAGAAGGACGGCCAUCAUCUUGUCGUCCUGCCUCCUUGGACUUGGAAGCUUAAUCCUGAUCCUCAGUUCAUCCUACACGGUUUUCAUUGUGGGGCGCAUUGCUCUGGGCGUCUCCAUUUCUCUUUCUUCAAUUGCCACCUGUGUUUAUCUCGCAGAGAUUGCCCCCCAGCACAGAAGAGGCCUCCUGGUGUCACUAAAUGAGCUUAUGAUUGUCAUCGGCAUUCUUUUUGCCUAUAUUUCAAAUUAUGCAUUUGCCAGUGUUUCCCAUGGCUGGAAAUAUAUGUUCGGUCUUGUUAUUCCCUUGGGAGUUUUGCAAGCAGUUGCAAUGUACUUUCUUCCUCCAAGCCCUCGGUUUCUGGUGAUGAAAGGACAAGAAGAAGCUGCUAGCAAGGUUCUCAGAAGGUUAAGAGCAAUCUCAGACACAACUGAAGAACUCACUGCGAUAAAAUCUUCCCUUAAAGAUGAGUAUCAAUAUAGUUUUUGGGAUCUGUUUCGUUCAAAGGACAACAUGAGGACCCGAAUAAUAAUAGGCCUAACGUUGGUGUUUUUUGUACAAGUCACUGGGCAGCCAAACAUAUUAUUCUAUGCAUCGACUGUUCUGAAAUCGGUUGGGUUUCAAAGCAAUGAGGCAGCGAGCCUUGCAUCUACUGGGGUUGGAGUUGUCAAGGUCAUCAGCACCAUCCCAGCCACUCUUCUUGUCGACCGUGUUGGGAGCAAAACCUUCCUGUGCAUAGGCUCCUCUGUGAUGGCAGCUUCAUUGAUGACCAUGGGCAUCGUGAAUCUCAACAUCCACAUGAACAUCACCAAUAUCUGUAGGAGCUAUAGUCCUAUCAACCAGUCCUUGAAUGAGUCUGCAUUUUUUGGGAUAGGAAACCUGUCAGCCAACAACAGUCUCAGAGAGCCCCUUAAAGGGAUCACCUCUCAUGGCAGGAGCUCCCUAACACCUAUGAGAAAUGAUGUGAAUGAGAGAGAAGAGAUGACCUUGACAUCCUUACCAAAUGCCGGACUAAGCCAGACUGGAUACCAAAUAGUCACAGAUCCAGAGGAAGUCCCGGCCUUUUUGAAAUGGCUGUCCUUAGCCAGUUUGCUUGUUUACGUUGCUGCUUUUUCAAUUGGUCUAGGACCAAUGCCCUGGCUGGUGCUCAGCGAGAUUUUUCCUGGUGGGAUUAGAGGACGAGCCAUGGCUUUAACUUCUAGCAUGAACUGGGGCAUCAACCUCCUCAUCUCUCUGACCUUUUUGACUGUAACUGACCUCGUUGGCCUGCCGUGGGUGUGCUUUAUAUAUACAAUAAUGAGCCUAGCCUCCCUGGCUUUUGUUGUUGUGUUUAUACCUGAAACAAAAGGAUGCUCUUUGGAACAAAUAUCAAUGGAGCUAGCAAAAGCGAACUAUGUGAAAAACAACAUUCGUUUCAUGAGUCACCACCAAGAGGAAUUAGUGCGAAGACAGCUUCAAAAAAGGCCCCAAGAACAGCUGAUGGAGUAUAAAAGGCUGGGUGGUAAGGGCCAACCAAAGCAGCUUUCUCCAGAGAUCAAAUGGCCUCAAAACCUUCCGAAUGGCAGGUUUUGGUAGAACACCUCACAGGGUGUCUUUGUGCCAUCACGUAUUUGUUACUGCUGUCUUUUCUCUUCAAUGUCAUGGAGCUAGUUUUAAAAAGACACCCUGAAAUUAUAGACAACUUUUAAUCGCCACCUCCCCCUGCAAAAAGAACCUCAAAAUGUAGAUGAGGCACAAGGUCACAUAGAGUUUCUUUCUUAUUCUCAGCAAAGUGUUGUUGUUGUUGCCUCCAGUCAAUUAGGACUCAUAGCAAUCCUAUAGGACAGAGUAGAACUGUCCCUGAAGGGUAUAGGGGUUUCCAAGACUGUAAUCUUUAUGGAAGCAGAUUGCCAAGUCUUUUCUCCCAUGGAGUGGCUAGUGGGCUUGAAGUUUGAACCUUUUGGUUAGCAGCCUAGUGCUUUAACCAUUGCGUGCCUACAGGGCUCCUUUUUCUGACCAUGAUACCGGGUAAAAUAUAUACCAGCUAGCUGGUUGAAUGCUCCCCACCUUUUUCACAGAGUAGCCUUUGAAAGACUAUGUGCUAGUGAUAAGAUCAACCUUUGCCUUAAAAUAUGUAUAGAGGCCAGUCACAGCUUUAUUAUUCAGAUACCUAAGUGGUCUGAACACUUACACUUUUUGUCUACUAAGACACUACUUGCACUGGGAUCUUUUAUAAAAAAAGAACCAGGACACAAUGUUGACAGUUUAAUUGCACAAGUGUUCUAGAUUAGGAUAGGAUCCUGGCUAGGAUUUUAGUGAUAAUUCCUAGUUACAAUUCAACAAAUACAAAGACUAUACUGCUUAUUUUAAGAAUUAUGAAUAUAAUUUAAUGCAAAAUAUCUUAGUUUUAUUAAUUUCAUGCUAGUAUUAUAAAAAUAUUAAAAGAAACAAUUCUGCAACUGCUGAGAAAAAAAUAAGCAUUUUUUCCCCAUCUGUUUUCUUAUGUGAAUAGAACAAUUUCAAAAUCAUGGGACCAUAUUUAUUUAGAAGUAGCUAUUAGCAAAAAAAAAAAAUUUUUUUUUUUUUUAUUAGUAAAACAUUAGAAAGAGGUCAGGCUAUUACGUUAUUUAUCCAAAUCUCUAAGUAGGUUUGAGUUAAAUCAAGUUUAUAAAAUUCUUUCCUUGUAAGGCUUUCACAAAAACUUUACAGCAGUCUGGAGUUUCUCGCCAUUAUCAGCCCUCCUCAGGAAUAUCACUACCUCAGGUUAUGGCGCGCUGGCUGUAAUUGACGUUGACUCUCAGAUGACUGCAGAUAUAAGAAAUGACAUUCAGACAUCAAGCCAAUCCUCUCACUACUGUUCUCUGUGGUGAAACAGACAGACCACAGACCACACCAGAAACUUAGGUUUUUCAUCGUCACAAUAAUGGAUUACUUUCUUCUGUAUUUCUCCAGUUGAAUUUUAAGCCUUGGCAAAAUAUUUUACCAGUAGAACUUGGUUAUGAUGAUAAGACAAUCCACAAUGAAGAGUCUCAAACCACUUAACUAGUAACCCAUUAAAUUACUAAUAUUAUAAGCUAUUUUUUUAUGGGAAGGCACACACAAAAAAAUUAAAGCAUGAAUGAUUAGUCUGAAGAAAAGAGAAUCAAUCCUAUGAGCCAAAAACCUUCAAAGAAAAAGAGGAAAACCUGUAUUUGGCUUGGACUUUUCCUUAUUGGUAAUAAGGAGCAAACUGUCCCAGUUUGGUAUAAAGGUGUAUGAUUCACUACAUUCCAUGAUAACAAAGUAGAAAGAUGACAAAUCUAUGUAAGCAAUAGUCAGACUGUAUUAUCUGAAUCUCAGAAGACUGACUAAAAGUUCUGGUUUUGAAAUGGACUAUCUUAAUUAAAAUUGGCAGAGGAAGUUAUGAGGAAAGGAGGUUCGAGAUCUUAAACAAUUCUACAGUGGUACAUUUCAUAUGCAAGUUAGAGUUUGCAAUGUUUCUGUUUGUUUUGGUAGGAGAAGGGAAAUUGUGUUCUACAGGUCAAUUAAAGAGAUUUAUCACGAAUCUUCAGUGGAAUUAUAUGCUGAGAUUAAAUCAAGACAUGUAAUACAGAUUUUUUUCUUUGACUAGAAUCACAAAUUUUAAGAUAUUUAACAAAAUUAUUAGAUGUUUCCUUUGAAGUUCAAACACUACAUAUAUUUUAGCUAUUUCUUGGUUUAGCCAUUCAUUUAUGAAUGUAAAUGGGCAGGAAACUGUAAACCUAAUUGGUUUAUUACUAGUGAUUUAAAUUGUAGUGUCUUAAAUUGUUCUCUUCUAGUUUCCUUUUAUUUUUCUGAGUCUGUAACUAAACAACUUUGUCUUCGAACUAUGUUUUGACCCAAUACCCUCCUAAAUCAGAGCUUUUUGACUUUCAAAAAUAAAAAGGGAGAAUCCUUUUGAUUUGUACGC
This is a messenger RNA of Loxodonta africana (African savanna elephant), 4404 nucleotides long. RefSeq names its product solute carrier family 2 member 12 (gene SLC2A12). Gene Ontology annotation, cellular component: membrane. Gene Ontology annotation, molecular function: symporter activity. The record is from RefSeq and is a predicted model, not a curated record. NCBI's taxonomy places the organism in Eukaryota, Metazoa, Chordata, Mammalia, Proboscidea, Elephantidae. Gene Ontology annotation, biological process: circulatory system development; D-glucose transmembrane transport.